Messenger RNA from Neodiprion virginianus, 1396 nucleotides. It is a transcript of the gene Lamtor1, whose product is annotated as ragulator complex protein LAMTOR1. Gene Ontology annotation, cellular component: late endosome membrane; Ragulator complex; lysosome. NCBI's taxonomy places the organism in Eukaryota, Metazoa, Arthropoda, Insecta, Hymenoptera, Diprionidae. The transcript is spliced from 5 exons. The coding region runs from base 188 to 694 and encodes 168 amino acids. Gene Ontology annotation, biological process: positive regulation of MAPK cascade; lysosome organization; cellular response to amino acid stimulus. The record is from RefSeq and is a predicted model, not a curated record. Gene Ontology annotation, molecular function: guanyl-nucleotide exchange factor activity; molecular adaptor activity.
CGACGUCGGCAAUCUGAACGAUUAUAAAAACAUUGAAGUUACUGACAAAUGCGUAAUUGGUUACGUGUUGUUGCACAACAAUGAUAGAAUAUUUGUUCAUAUAAUUAUACGAAGUCAUAAAAAAUAUACUUGACACAGUUUAGACUUAUUAUUUACAUAAAGUGGUUGAAACAACAGUCACUAUGGGAUGUUGCCCAAGCCUUUGCAAAGAAGACAAUGGGCCGCAGGUAUGUCAGAUGGUGACGCAGCUAACGAGAGAACACGUUUGCUGGUAAAUCCGGUCAGCAAUACACCAAAUAUCCCAACAGCUCACAGUGACGAUUAUGUUAAUCCAUAUGCGAACCCUGUCCCAAAGAAGACUGAUGAACAAAGCGCACUGAACCGAAUCUUGCAGGAAACUGCCGCCAAUGUGAUCGAUGUCGGUGCUCUCGACUCGCACAAUUUGGAACAGCACGAAUACAUGGAUAGGUCAAAAGCAUAUGCGAAAAGAAUAGAAGUUAUCGGUGUUCAAAUACCUGACCAUCCGCCAUGUCUAUUAAAAGAUAUACCAGCACCCGAAAGAGUAUUGGCUGGGGAAGGGCUGCCCCAGCAGGAUCGAGAAAUGGUUACAGAUAUGAUGAACAGUGCGGUAACCGCGUUGAGCGAGAUACAGGUGGAACAUAAAGAAGAUUUAGUCGUACCCUUCCUGUCGUGACUGCAUUUCAAUCAGAUGGAAGCUUGAGCCUAAAAUUUUAAUAUGUCUAAUGACAUUUAUAACAGCUGUAAGAAGAAAAUCAAAUUUUCUACUCGUUAAUACAUUUAAUUCUUGUUACAGAUCAAAGGUAUAGAUACUCUACUUGUUCGCCACAAAAUCUUUAUUGCAAUUCAAUUUUGACUUUUACACUUAGCAGCAAUGGAAACAUAUAUUAAUUUAGGUCAUGCUAAUUCUAUGCUUGUCAGAAACUCUCGAUACUAGAUAUAUCCCCCGAUUUUUAUUAUUAACUGGUUCUAACUUUUUUUUUUCAUUUUUUUUAGUGUAUCACCGUUGCAUCGCUAAAUAUUGUUUAUCGUGUAAUCACUCGCGAAUCGAUUCUAUGAAAACCGUAGUUUUAAAUGAUUGUAAAUAACGGUUUUCUCUCGUAACGUUUUAAAGUAUUACUCGGACGUGUUAAUAAACCAGCAUUAUGAAAUUCUUUUGAACUAUGUUUAAAAAUCCCACUUUUUGUGGAUGACAAGGUUGCAUAUUAUGCUUAUCAUAUUGUACAAAUUGGCUGACGGGAACAGUGAGACGCUAGCGCAGGCUUGAUUGGACAAUGUAUUUUGUUGAAUGACAAAUACAAAAUGUUGAAUACCCAUGGCGUUAAAAAAAGGCUUUUCAUGUGAAUAUGAUGUAAUAAAAAAUUUGUUUCAUUUGUAA